UCUCGACGCACAUUGCCUGCCCACGUCGCGUGACGGUAGAUACAGACAGUCGACGCUGCCGGAUACCUUCCCAGUCUAACGAUCGUGCACGGAGAUACGCUCUGGUCUUGACUGCGCCGAACUUGGGAUCGCGAAUACCGAGCACAGAUCGCCAUAACCGCGCGCUGUCGCAUUCGCGAUGAAGAGCUUCGGCUGGUGACCAUUUGGCGAUGGCAGACGCCGCGAGCUCCCCUACGAGCGGCCGUCGUCGCAGCCCCCGCGGCGCCGGCCACGAGCCAAGAAGCAAUGGGGGCACAUCCCUGUAUCGCCUCAACUCUAACCAUAGCAAUGCGAGCGUCUUCGAGGAUGUGGAGAUGGCGCAUGAAGAGCUCUACUCCGGCCCCAUGGCCGAGAGCCUGCCUACCAGUGUAUCGGCGUUCUCCCAUCGCAGAGUACGGGCCGACUCAACGGCGAGCUUCACAUACUACGAAGAGGAGACCGAGCUCGCGCCGGAACCAGACGACGACCGCGAAAGUAUCUAUCGCAGGCCGAGCACCUCUGGCAGCUACAUGCGCCGCAGUAUCAGCGACAUUGGUGACGUAAACGAGUUCGAGUUUUGUGUCGACGAUGACGAAGAUUCAGCCGAUCGCGAGUACCAGGCUACCGAGGACGACUACGUCCUCCGCAGAUGCUCUUCGGCCCAGUCACGCACCUCGGUCCACGCCCGUCUACUCCGCCACGAUAGCGCUGCAACGGCAGCAAGCGCUCGUCAUGAAGGUCGCGCAAGUCAAAAGAUCUACAUGCCCAACGAGGACCUGACUAUCGCCGUUGCCGGCUUUCGCACUAGCAAGGUCGGCUACGCCUGUUACGUCUCCAUGUGCGUUGUAUCCUGUGGCCUUGCUUUCCUACUUUUCCGAUGGCUUCCGCGUUGGUAUGUUGGGCUUGCCGGUCGUCAGUCAUCACUAAGAGAGUGCCAUUGGGUUGUCAUCGAAAAUCAAUGGGGCGAGCUCGCCAUGAUAUCGGUCAGGACGCAGCUCUACGGGCGACCUCUCUCCUCUGUCUUUGGCGUCUCUGAGAAGAUGCUCGCCUAUGGUCUCGAUGAUGAAGACAGCGAUCCUUUAAUGGAUAAUCUCCGGACCCUCGACUAUCGCUAUGUUCGCCUUUGCUACCACCCUCUAAAGGAUAAGUUCGUCAUGUCUACUGGGUGGAAGGACCCAGAAUGGACUGAUGUCCGUGCCGUGCGCGCUGGGCUUGACAGCGACGAGAAAAACAUUCGCGAGGUUAUCUUUGGCAGCAACCUGAUCGAUGUCGAGCAGAAGCCUGUUGGCCAGCUGCUUGUUGACGAGGUACUGCAUCCCUUUUACAUGUUCCAAGUAGCCAGCCUGGUUCUCUGGUCCAUGGACUCGUAUUACUACUACGCCGCCUGCAUAUUCGUCAUGUCCGUUGGUAGUAUUACCGCCACUCUUAUUGAGACCCGCGCGACCAUGAAGAGGCUCAGGGAAAUAUCACGAUUCGAGUGCGAUGUGCGCGUUCUUCGAAAUGGAUUCUGGAGAUACGUCGCAUCCAGCGACCUGGUCCCAGGAGACAUCUACGAGCUCAGCGACCCUAAUCUGACACAAUUCCCGAGCGAUGGACUGCUUCUGAGCGGAGACUGUAUUGUCAACGAGAGCAUGCUGACCGGUGAAUCUGUGCCGGUCUCGAAGCUGCCAGCCACGGAUGAGGUGCUCCGGGCUAUGGACCUUGGAGCGGCGUCCGUCUCACCUGAGACUGCACGACAUUUCUUGUUCUGCGGUACCAAGAUUAUCCGUACAAGGCGACCACAUGAGGACGAGGGUGGUGACGCCGUUGCUCUUGCUCUGGUGGUGCGGACUGGCUUCAACACGACCAAAGGCGCCCUCGUCCGUUCCAUGCUGUUUCCUAAACCUUCGGGAUUCAAGUUCUAUCGCGACUCUUUCAGAUACAUCAGUGUCAUGGCCAUGGUCGCUUUGCUUGGCUUCGUGGCCUCAUUCAUCAAUUUUGUCAGGCUCGACCUCGCGUGGCACUUGAUUAUCGUGCGAGCAUUGGAUCUUAUCACCAUCGUUGUGCCUCCCGCCCUUCCCGCUACCCUUACCAUUGGCACCAACUUCGCGCUUGCACGCCUCAAGAAGAAGCAGAUAUUCUGCAUCAGCCCUCAGCGGGUCAACGUCGGCGGCAAACUGGACAUUAUGUGCUUCGACAAGACAGGAACGUUGACAGAGGACGGCCUCGAUGUGCUGGGGAUCCGGGUUGUCUGCCUGGAGACGCACAAAUUCAGCGACGUCAUGUCGGAGCCGCCAUCCAUGGAGAGCCGUACAGGCAACGCCGUGUCACAGAAGCGGAGCCCUACCAAGGCAGCUCUUUACACCAUGGCAACGUGCCACUCCCUUCGGUCUGUGGACGGUGGCCUCGUCGGGGACCCGCUAGACGUCAAGAUGUUCGAGUUUACCGGCUGGACUUUUGAGGAAGGCAAGCACCGGGUCGGCGAUGGCGAGGACGAAGAUCAAGGCGGACUUGCCCCCUCCAUCGCGCGCCCACCCGACGGAUCUGCCGAGCUCGGUGUUCUGAAAUCAUUCGAGUUCGUGUCACAGCUGAGACGAGCUAGCGUCAUUGUCCGUCAUUUUGGGCAGAAGAGCGGCGACAUCUUCGUCAAAGGAGCGCCCGAGGCGAUGCGAGAAAUCUGUCGACCGGAGAGCUUUCCUCAUGACUACGACGAGCUUUUGUCGUAUUACACCCACAAGGGAUAUCGCGUAAUUGGUUGCGCGACACGCCACCUGCCGAAGCUUAGCUGGGUCAAGGCCCAGAAAAUGACUAGAGACGAGGUUGAGAGCCAUCUUGACUUUGUGGGGUUCAUCAUUUUCGAGAACAAGCUCAAGCCCACCACAGCGGGCGUGCUGAAGGAACUGCUCGAGUCCAACAUUGGCGCGGUAAUGGUGACAGGCGACAAUAUCCUCACAGCCAUUAGCGUCGCGCGGGAAUGCGGGAUGUUGAGUCGCAACGCGCAUUGCUUCGUGCCGCGGUUCACGCGUGGUGAUGCGCGCGAUCCCAUGGCUGAGCUGCACUGGGAAAGCAUUGACAACAACGCCUACAGCCUUGAUAAACGAACGCUGCUGCCUUUACCUGUGCCCCCUGAGGCUGACGCUUCUUUGCCGUUUGACAUUUCGAAUCUGCGCAACUACUCUCUGGCUGUCAGCGGAGAAGCCUUCCGCUGGAUUGUGGACUAUGCAUCGCCAGAGGUUCUGCGAACGAUGCUCGUUCAGGGCAAGGUGUUCGCACGAAUGUCGCCAGACGAGAAGCAUGAACUGGUUGAGAAGCUUCAAAGCAUAGACUACUGCUGCGGGUUCUGCGGUGAUGGCGCCAACGAUUGCGGUGCGCUCAAGGCAGCGGACGUUGGCAUCUCCUUGUCAGAAGCCGAAGCGUCCGUGGCGGCACCGUUUACGUCGAGGGUGUUUGACAUUGGCUGUGUCCUCGAAGUCAUCAAGGAGGGGAGGGCUGCACUUGUGACGAGCUUCAGCUGCUUCAAGUACAUGAGCCUCUACUCGGCAAUUCAGUUCACGUCCGUGAGCUUUCUGUACGCCAAGGCAUCCAACCUUGGCGACUUCCAGUUCCUCUUCAUCGACCUUCUUCUGAUCCUGCCCAUCGCCAUAUUCAUGGGAUGGGCCGGCCCCUCACCGAAGCUGUGCCGGAAGCGACCAACGGCGGACUUGGUGUCGCGCAAGGUCCUGACACCGCUUCUGGGCCUCAUGGGCAUCUGCAUCUUUGUCCAGGCUGUGGCGUAUGUGACGGUGCGGGAGCAGAGCUGGUACAUACCGCCCAAAGUCAAGCACGACGAAUCAAGCAUCAAAAACUCGGAGAAUACGGCCUUGUUUUUGGUGUCGUGCUUUGAGUACGUGUUGUCGGGGGUGCUCCUGAAUGCAGGGCCGCCUUUCCGGCAGGGCACCCUGCAGAACUGGCCUUUUAUGGCGACGAUCACCUUGGCACUGGGUGUAUCGGUGUACAUGGUGCUGGCCCCGGCGCAUUGGCUCAAGAAGCUUAUGCAGUUGACGAGCAUGAGCCGAGGGUACGAGAUGGCACUGAUAGGGCUUGGAGUGGCAUACAUAGGCUUAGCCUGGGGAUUUGAGCGGCAUCUGGCGCUGCGUCUGGCGAGGGUUUUUGGGGCGGCCAAGGAGCGUCUCACGGGAAGAGGCAAGAAGCGCAAGGAGUACAAAAUAAUCAAGGAGGGUAUCUGGGGCCAGUAGGCGGCGAAGGUAUUGACGGCUGACGGGGGUGGGCGGACGGCGUUGGGGAUAGACAGUUGUCCAUGGAUGGUAUGAAGACGCACGCCCUACUUACGGGGAGCCAGCUCGGUGCGGCGCGAUGCACAGUCGAUGCCAUUAUAAUUUGACAUACAUUGUACGAGCACUUUGUACGUAGGG
Molecule: messenger RNA, 4409 nt
Organism: Purpureocillium takamizusanense
Lineage: Eukaryota; Fungi; Ascomycota; Sordariomycetes; Hypocreales; Ophiocordycipitaceae
Exons: 13
Coding region: 210-4232 (1340 amino acids)
Biological process (GO): intracellular calcium ion homeostasis
Cellular component (GO): membrane
Molecular function (GO): P-type ion transporter activity; ATP hydrolysis activity; ATPase-coupled monoatomic cation transmembrane transporter activity
Source: RefSeq, a predicted model, not a curated record